UUUACAACCAGUCCGCCAGAAGUCCUCAACCAAAAGUCCAAAAGUCCUCAGCCUUAACUAAACCUAAGAACACAUACAGUAGACCGCCGCUGGCAGCAUGUCGCGACCACUCCGACCAGUCCGCCACAACUCCUCAGCCAUCCUCCAUCGCCAAUCCUCUGCAUCUCUUACAACCAGUUUUUCAGCGCUUCACAAGUAACCGAAUCCCUUGUUAUUUCUUUCUGUUUCCUCGCACAAUCAGCCAGGAAACUACCAGGAAUGAAUCCAUCUAAUAAUGCUGGUGCAUCCCGAAGGGCAAGUCUAAAUAACAAAAAUGAAGAUGAACACCCUUUGUGGAAAUAUGUCACAAAAUAUGAUAAAGGCGAAAGGGUUAAUGUGGGUGGUAAUGCAACAUGGAUCUGCCACUUUUGCAAUCAAGAAAAGCAAGGGUCAUACACUAGAGUUAGAGGCCACUUAUUGAGAAUUUCUGGGAAAGGUAUUAAUGCGUGUCCAAAAGUUUCUCGUGACAAUAUAAUUGAAAUGAACAAAUGUGAAGAUGAAGCAUCCAUUGCAAUUCAAAGUUCUCAACCUAAAACAGUGUCUUUGCCCACACAUGGCUCAAGUUCCUCAAUUCAAGAGCCAACUAGUUCCAGUUCUGUCAACAAGAGGAAAAGGGUGAACGAUUCUGUCAUUGGUAGAGCUUUUGAUAUGCACACUAGAGAUCAACUUGAUGCACAUAUAGGUCGAAUGUUUUUUACUGGAGGGUUGCCAUUUAAUUUGGCUCGAAAUCCUUAUUAUGUGAGUGCAUUCACAUUUGCUGCUAAUCAUUCUCUAGGUGGCUAUAUUCCUCCAGGAUACAAUAAAUUGAGAACAACAUUGCUUCAACAGGAGAAAGCUCAUGUCCAACAAUUACUAGAACCCAUUAAAAGUACUUGGGUAGAAAAAGGAGUGAGCAUUGUGAGUGAUGGAUGGGGAGACCCACAACGAAGACCUUUGAUUAAUUUCAUGGUUGUUUCUGAAGCUGGCCCGAUGUUUAAUAGAGCUUGUGAUUGUUCGGGGGAGAUUAAGGAUAAGGAAUUCAUUGCUGCACUAAUGAAGGAAGUCAUUGAUGAAGUUGGUCAUGAAAAGGUUGUGCAAAUAGUUACAGACAAUGCUGGGAAUUGUAAGGGUGCCGGGGCAAUAAUUGAAGGUAUCUUCCCACAUAUCUAUUGGACUCCUUGCGUUGUUCAUACAUUGAAUCUUGCUUUGAAGAACAUUUGUGCAGCAAAGAACCUUGAAUCUAACCAAGAAACAUAUGAGGAGUGUCAUUGGAUCACAGAAGUUUAUGGUGAUGCCGUGCAUAUAAAAAAUUACAUAAUGAAUCACUCCAUGAGACUUGCCAUGUAUAACCAUUUUAGUCCUUUGAAGUUGCUUUCGGUUGCUGAAACCCGUUUUGCUUCGGUAGUUGUUGUCCUGAAAAGAUUUAAACUUAUUAAACGUUCCUUAGAAGCAAUGGUUUUAAGUGAACAAUGGAUACAAUAUCGAGAUGAUAAACAAGGGAAUGCUAGAUUUGUUCGAGAUAAAGUGUUGGAUGAAUCUUGGUGGGCACAAGUUGAUUAUAUUAUUGCUUUCACUGCACCGAUGUAUGAUAUGAUCAGAACAUGUGAUACAAACAAGCCAACUCUACAUUUGGUUUGUGACUUAUGGGACACUAUGAUACAUGAAGUGAGGACAAUUAUUUAUAGGCAUGAAGACAAGUCCUUUAAUGAAGAGUCUCCCUUCUUUAAUGUGGUUCAUCACAUUCUUCUGGAUCGCAGGGGAAAAACUGAAAAAGUAUUACUCCCCUCCAUUGUCUGGCACAUUCACUAAACCCGCAGUUCUAUACUGACCAAUGGGUUAAUGCAAGACAAGGAAGAGUGCUUCCUCAUAUGGAUGGAGAGCUAUCUCUUGAACGAAAUAAGUGCUUUAGAAGAAUUUUCUCUCUCGAAGAACGUCGUCAAGUGAUGAGUCAGUUCGCUGACUUUUCUCUCAAAAGCGGAGCAUUUCAAGAUCCCGAUUCUAUUGGUAGUAGAUACGAAAUGGAGCCAAAAAGGUGGUGGGCAUUAUUUGGUUCAUGUGCUCCUUCACUUCAAAAAAUGGCUUUUAAAGUGCUUGGACAACCUACUUCGUCUUCUUGCUCUGAAAGAAAUUGGAGCUCUUACUCAUUUAUCCAUUCUUUUAGAAGGAAUAAACUGUUGCCAAAACGUGUUGAGGAUUUGGUAUUCACUCACAAUAAUCUCCGUCUUCUGUCACGGGCAUCUCCAGACUAUUUAAAUGAGAAGCACAAGAUGUGGGACAUUGGCGGAGACGAUUUCGGGAGCAUGGAAGACAUUGGAAUACUUGAAUUUGCAAAUUUAUCGCUUGAUGAGCCUGAAUUGGAAAUAGUGCUGAUAAAAGACUCGGAUGUAAAUGUGACUAGGGAAUCAGAUGCUAUUUAGUUCUACAUUUUACUACUCUUUGAAACAUUAUUAUAACUGUAAUUUUUGCACACUUAUGGUUGUAAUUUUUUGCCCACUUAUGAUCGUAAUUGUUGCCGACUUAUGAUUGUAAUUUUUGCUGACUUGUGGUUGUAAUUUUUUGCCAACUUAUGAUUGUAAUUUUUUGUAAACUUAUGAUUGUAAUUUUUUGCCCACAUAUUACUUAUGAUACAUAAUAUUUGUACAUAUUUGU
Cuscuta epithymum is the source of this 2667-nucleotide messenger RNA. Lineage: Eukaryota; Viridiplantae; Streptophyta; Magnoliopsida; Solanales; Convolvulaceae. The record is from the annotation of a GenBank genome assembly.